CCUCCCUCUCCGCCGCAGCUCUCCCAGCCCUCAGACGAAUCUCUCUAUCUUCCCUCUUUCGAUUUCCAGCCACGGCAACCAGUGAUUUAAGCUGUCUAUUUCGUUGCGCGAAAAAGAUUGCGUUUGUCCGCGCUUUUCCCGGCGGGUAAACGGGAGGACAACAAACAGAGCAGUUAAUACGUAGAAAACAAGACUGAAAACCAAACAAAACUUGGAUCUGUUGCGUUAGCGUUCCGUAACCAAAGCGGAACAUACCUCAAUCUCUCUUGUGAUUAUUUCCUCUUUUCUCUGGACGAGAAAGGCUGUUUACUUUGGGUUCGAGCAGACGGGCUUUCUUACUUCUCAGAGGCGUGAUAUAAAACGUGUUUAGCCUAAACGCGGCAGUCACACAUUUUGCACGUAGGAAAAGCGACUAAUUCCAUCCUGCUGGUUGACUGGUAUCGAUUCUAAAGUUAGUUUUCAGAUGCAGAGUAAACAAACACGGGUUGCAAGCGAAAAAAAGACAUUGACUAUCCGUGCAAGCGUUUACUUGGAGACCUUUUGUGUGUUUCUUCAUUGAGAGUUUCGAGGAGAAGGCUUGUUUUUGAUGCGCUGAAUGAGAAAGGACAUCCGAUGUGCGGCUUUCACCUCUUCUGACAACCCUUCAGACCCAAGUUUCUCGCUGGUUCAUCUAGAGUACAAUACAUCCUUGCUGCUGCGGUAACAUGUCUGACCUGGAUCAUCCUCUUCAGAAACCUUUUCUCUGAUGCUCGUUUGCUCUCAAAACAGUUCUGCUCAACGUCCCAGUAACUUGUGAACUUGUCACUUACCUGAAGCAUUCCUUCAUCACCCAGUCUUACGUUUACAAGUGGAUUGAUCCGAAAUCUCACGUCCUGAGGCCUGAGGAGUGACUGAAGCUCAGCGAGUCGAGAUGGCUAACAACACUGCAGACCACCCACCGGGGAACUCGGUCGCCGAGGUCGACCACGAAGGCGACUUUGGCUGCACGACGAUGCAGCUCCGUGAGCUGAUGGAGCUCCGCAGUGGCGAGGCGGUCAACAAGAUUGUAGAAUGCUACGGAGAUGUGCAAGGGAUCUGUCGCAGACUCAAGACCUCACCUGUCGAGGGCCUCUCUGGUAACCCUGCUGAUUUGGAAAAGCGUCACACAGUGUUUGGUCAAAACUUCAUCCCCCCUAAGAAGCCCAAGACCUUUCUGCAGUUGGUAUGGGAGGCCCUGCAGGAUGUCACCCUCAUUAUUCUGGAGGUGGCAGCCAUUAUUUCUCUCGGCCUGUCCUUCUACCAUCCACAAGGGGAAGGCAACGACCACUGUGGCCAAGCAUCUGCUGGUGUUGAGGAUGAGGGCGAGGCCCAGGCAGGCUGGAUUGAAGGUGCCGCCAUCUUGUUCUCCGUUAUUAUCGUUGUGCUGGUGACCGCCUUCAACGACUGGAGUAAAGAAAAGCAGUUCCGUGGGCUGCAGAGCCGCAUCGAGCAGGAACAGAAGUUCACGGUCAUCCGCAUGGGUCAGGUCAUCCAGAUCCCGGUGGCUGAAAUCGUCGUGGGAGAUAUUGCACAAAUCAAAUACGGUGACCUUCUCCCAGCUGAUGGUAUCUUGAUCCAGGGUAAUGACCUGAAGAUUGAUGAAAGCUCUCUGACUGGGGAGUCCGAUCAUGUCCGCAAAUCUCUGGAGAAGGAUCCCAUGCUCCUUUCUGGAACUCAUGUGAUGGAGGGAUCUGGCCGAAUGGUGGUCACUGCCGUGGGCCUGAAUUCUCAGACUGGAAUCAUUUUCACCCUUUUGGGCGCCGGCGGUGAAGAUGAGGAGAAGAAGGUGAAGAAAGGUAAAAAACAAGGACCCCCUGAAAAUCGCAACAAAGCUAAGACCCAGGAUGGCAUUGCUUUGGAGAUCCAACCGCUGAAGAGUGAGGAAGGUGCAGAGUCAGAGGAGAAGGAGGAGAAAGAAGAAAAGGAGAAAAAGAAGGUCAACAUCACCAAGAAAGAGAAGUCGGUCCUGCAGGGGAAGCUGACCAGGCUAGCUGUUCAGAUUGGAAAAGCAGGUCUCAUCAUGUCUGCUGUGACCGUCAUCAUCCUCAUCCUGUACUUUGUCAUUGAUACAUUUGGCGUCCAGGGCCGCGAGUGGACAGCAGAGUGCACUCCAAUCUACAUUCAAUACUUUGUGAAAUUUUUCAUUAUUGGCGUGACCGUGCUGGUGGUAGCCGUGCCCGAGGGGCUGCCUCUAGCUGUCACUAUCUCUCUCGCUUAUUCUGUCAAGAAAAUGAUGAAAGACAACAACCUGGUGAGGCACCUGGAUGCCUGUGAGACCAUGGGCAAUGCCACUGCCAUCUGCUCUGACAAAACUGGAACGCUGACUAUGAAUCGCAUGACAGUCGUGCAGGCUUUCAUAGGCGACACACACUAUAAAAGCAUUCCUGAAUCAGAGGCCAUUAAUCAAGAGACUCUUGAGAUACUGGUGAACAGCAUCUCCAUAAACUCAGCCUACACUACCAAGAUCCUGCCUUCUGAGAAGGAGGGGGGUCUGCCAAGGCACGUGGGUAAUAAGACAGAGUGUGCCCUUCUUGGUCUGGUGUUGGACCUGAAGAGAGACUAUCAGCCUAUCAGAGAAGAGGUUCCUGAGGAGAAACUUUAUAAGGUUUACACAUUCAACUCCUCCCGGAAGAGCAUGAGCACUGUCCUAAAGAACACCAGUGGUCCCGGCUUCCGAAUGUACAGCAAAGGCGCCUCUGAGAUUGUCCUGCGCAAGUGUUCCCAUAUCCUUGAUGCUUCAGGCCAGCCACGUGUCUUCAAGGCCAAAGAUCGGGAUGAGAUGGUGCGGAAAGUGAUCGAGCCAAUGGCCUGUGACGGGUUAAGGACCAUUUGCAUAGCCAUGAGGGACUUCACAACAGAGCCAGACUGGGACAACGAGGCUGACAUUCUGAAUGACCUGACCUGCAUCUGUGUUGUGGGCAUUGAAGACCCUGUUCGUCCUGAGGUCCCUGAGGCUAUCUCUAAAUGUCAGCGAGCAGGCAUCACUGUCCGAAUGGUCACUGGAGACAACAUCAACACAGCCCGCGCCAUCGCCACCAAAUGUGGAAUCCUGCAGCCUGGAGAGGACUUCCUGUGCCUGGAAGGCAAAGACUUCAACCAGCAGAUUCGCAAUGACAGAGGAGAGGUUGAACAAGAGCGUCUUGACAAGGUCUGGCCCAAACUGCGUGUUCUGGCUCGUUCCUCGCCAACAGACAAACACACUCUGGUUAAAGGCAUCAUUGACAGCACAGUUGGAGAAACCAGACAGGUGGUGGCUGUGACUGGAGAUGGCACUAAUGACGGACCUGCCCUUAAAAAAGCAGAUGUUGGCUUUGCUAUGGGUAUUGCAGGCACAGAUGUUGCAAAGGAGGCCUCUGACAUCAUCCUUACUGAUGACAACUUCACCAGUAUCGUCAAAGCUGUGAUGUGGGGGCGCAAUGUCUAUGACAGCAUCUCCAAGUUCCUGCAGUUUCAAUUGACUGUCAAUGUGGUGGCAGUGAUUGUUGCCUUCACUGGGGCCUGCAUCACACAGGACUCCCCACUUAAAGCCGUUCAGAUGUUGUGGGUAAAUCUGAUAAUGGAUACUCUGGCUUCUUUGGCUCUGGCAACAGAACCCCCAACAGAAGCGCUCCUGCUGAGGAGACCUUACGGACGAGACAAGCCACUCAUUUCCAGGACUAUGAUGAAGAACAUUUUGGGUCAUGCUGUUUACCAGCUUAUCAUCACAUUUACUCUUCUCUUUGCUGGUGAGAAAAUCUUUAACAUUGAUAACGGCCGCAACUCCCCUCUGCACUCCCCACCAUCCGAACACUACACCAUAAUCUUCAACGUCUUCGUCAUGAUGCAGCUUUUCAAUGAGAUCAAUGCCCGCAAAAUCCACGGAGAGAGGAACGUGUUUGAGGGAAUUUACAGGAACCCCAUUUUCUGCUGCGUUGUUCUGGGAACCUUUGCUCUGCAGAUAGUCAUAGUGCAGUUUGGAGGGAAGCCGUUCUCUUGCACGGCCCUCACCAUUGAUCAGUGGCUCUGGUGUGUCUUCAUAGGAGUUGGUGAGCUGCUUUGGGGUCAGUUCAUCUCUGCCAUCCCCACACACCGCCUCAAAUUCUUGAAGGAGGCUGGUCACGGCAUCCCUAAAGGGGACCUCCCUCAGGAGGUGCUAACUGAAGGUGCAGAUGAAAUUGACCUUGCUGAGAUGGAGCUGCGCAGAGGACAGAUCCUCUGGUUCAGAGGACUUAACCGCAUCCAGACUCAGAUGGACGUGGUUUAUACAUUCCAGACGGGCCAAACAGCGGUGCCUGGGGCCCUGCGUCGCCAGCCCUCCGUGGCCAGCCAGCAGAACGACAUUAAGGUGGUGAACGCAUUCCGCAGCUCCCUAUACGAGGGCCUAGAGAAGCCAGAAUCCAAAAGCUCCAUCCAUAACUUCAUGUCCCACCCUGAGUUCUUACCCCUCUACGAGGAGGAACCCCGCGUCCCCACGAUAGACGAGGGCUGUGUGGAUAUUGGGCACCUCCCCUCCUCUUCCAGAAACGGAGGUGGCGGCGAACCCCCGGACCGCUCUCUUCACAGCCAUGAAUUCCCUGUGUGACCCUCACAUCAUUCUCCAGUGCAACUGCCCCAAAAUCAUUUUUUGUUCUGUUUAUUGUGUUUUUAAAACCUGUGCACCACUCCUUCGGUGGAAACCUGCUGAUGCACAUCUGAGAGACAGCAGCACUUACUGCAGCCGAUGGGGCGACUACGGUCCCUUUCACCUCUCCUCCAUCCUCCCCACCCCUCUGCCCCUCUCAACUUGCACUGUGUGGCGACAGCAUCACACUGUAAGUUCAUGCGGCUGUGCUGCGGCCGAUGUGACACAUGGCCUAACUUACACACUAGAGGGCGACGCUGUGGCAAAUGUCCUCUCAGCCUGUCACUGGCAUUUUUAUCUCUUCUACAGUUGUGAUUUUUCUCAUUUUAUAUUGUCUUGUUUAAUGCUGUAAUCUUUUUUGUUAUUUGUCCCAGGACUCUCAGUAAAAAAGUUUUUUUUUUUCUGAUACAGCCGAUUAUAUACAUGCACUCAAUUGCUGUUUGAAAAGAUUUCUCUCGCUUUUUUCGCUCUCUUGAUUCGCUUCGUUUUAAGGUGGAUUGAAAAAAAGCUACUUCUGUUCUUUUAGUUUUUAAAAUGAUUUGAUGAUCAAAUGGAUGUUUUAAGUAGUUCAGGCACACUACAUUUUUGUCCUGUUUUCAGGGGUUAUCAUACAAUGCUGUUUGGCUCAUUUUGGGUUUCCUGUCACUUUAUUUGUACAGAUGUAAGGCUGAUAUAGUGAACGUUAGUAGAGUAAAAUACUAUAAUAAACUUAUUUGAUAGCUAAGUUAAGAAUACCUGAUUGGCUCUUAAGGGGGCAGGGAGGACACAUCAUCUCAUCGAAAUCACACCCAGUGGGCAUCUCUAGUCUCUUGUUAAUGCUCAUCUUGCUCAAAACAAAUGACUGGCUAAUUGACCAAGUACUUUAUCAAAGGUACAGCACUUCAUCAUAGUGUGCAUGUAUCUGUCUUUAGGUUCAUCUGUGUCUGAUUGUAUGGGAAUGGUAAUUGUAAUACUAAUCUUUUAUGGGAUAAUGACUAAUGAAUAGGAUUUUCCUUUUUCUUGUUUCCUCUUUCAGAAAAAAAAAUGCGAUAGGAAUGAUUCUGUAUGUGUGUACUUUCAAAUCCAGUCUUUUUCUCAUCUCAGCUCUGCAGUGAGGUGUUUUACUUGUUAUCUAACAUAAGGCUUUGUUCCACAUAAAGUCCAUGUUACUCAGCCAUCACUGGUAGAGCUCCAAAAUCACAUCCCUGAACUAAGGAUACUGCACGUAGUAAGCAUGCCUUUUCUAUUUAAAAAAAGAGAAAGAAAACAUUCAAACACACAAUAGCAUGCAGCAAGGGCCUCUGUUGGACCCUGUGAGCUCUGUUGAAACCUGGGUGACAAACUAGAUUGGACUGUUUUCAUAAGAGUCCAGCCUCAACGACAUGUGCUUUUUAUUAGCCGAAACAUACUACUGCCAUAGAACGACCUUCCUCUCAUACCAAUCUAGUGGAUUCCUCAAAUUACAACGUUUUCUACUUGCUCAGAGCCAUAUUUUAUAGAUUGUUCUUUUAUAUCCCAUUUUUGCUGUUUAUUUUGUAUUUCCAACCAAAUAAAAUAAAAUAAAAACACAGAGAGUCACUGCCUAAAGAAAAAAAGGAAAAAAUCCCUAGAUGGACCACUUUAAUGUUUACGGAAAGGUUCCACAGCCGUUGGCUGAUGCUGCACUUCCCCCUACUGGCAGUUUUUGUUAUUUCAUUUAAGUGGAACACGGUAUGUUAUUGUGGGUAAGCAUGCAAGGAUUUCAUAUAAAACUCAGUGCUUUGUUCCUUUUUUUUACAAUUGUUCUGUAUUUUUAUAUUAAGUACUUUUUAAUAUUUUGGAAAAAUAUAUAAAUAUAGGUCUAUAGGCCAGAGAGUUUGGUGACAUGACAAAUUAGUAAAAUAAGCAGUUGAGUAUAUAUAUGUAUGCCACAUUUGUAACCAAAUGCGGCGCCAGGUUCGAUGUUCGAGCUGAGAAAGUUCCAUGUUUACCCUAAAGUCAAGGGGUCUGGUCGAGUUUUCAAUUGAAUGGCCUUAUCCUGAAUAGUGUACUCCAAAUCUGCAGCCAUGGGUUAAUGUGCUGGCUGUGCAAAGUCUUUAAAAUAAUAUUAUUUGCCACAUAAUUUGAAUCUAUUGAACUUAAGUCGAGAAAUGUUAAAGGUUUUGAGGUUUUCAGACUCAACUUUUAUGUUCUUUUAGACUGAUAAAACAUGAUUUAUUUUCUGUAUCACCCAUUAAGUGUUGGCUAUCGAAAAUCAUUACAUAUUCUCUGUGUUGUCAUUUUAACUUUGAUUUGUCUUUGUGAAAACAUUUUUGUCAAAUGCAGCUCUGGAUGUAAAUUAGGCACACAUACUGUAUGUUACACGAAAAUACAAAUGUAUUUGACUUCAUUUGGAAGCAGUCAAACGGUUUCCAGUUAGAGCUUUAUAUAAAUUCUGCCAAAGUGUUGCUUUGUACAGUCAGUUCUGACUUAUGUCUUUGUUCUUGUUCAUUUGGAAUAACUUAUAACUGGAUUUCAUCCUUUUUUUUGGAAAUUUCUUUACCAUGAGGAUCUAAAAUAUGCCCCUUCAUUUUUAUUUUUUCAUUAUUUGAUCAUAAUAGGUGCAGAAAAAAAGGGGGAAAUGAUCAAAACAUUUCUGUUAUUGCACAUGUUUUUCUCUCUCACAUUGUGUAAACUGAGAAUCGCUUCAAGGUGUCGUGCAAUAACUUUGAAUUUUAAUGCAUUACUACUCUACUGAAAUUUUCUGACCGUUCUUGUUUGCUUGGUUGGGGACGGGAGGAAAUGAUACACCACAUCUGUAAAUAAAAUAUUGUUUUAAAACUGGAAUAUAACAAAGUUAUAACCACUUAUUUUGCAUAUAUUUAGUCUUAAUUACAACUGGUAUUGAGUGAAAUGAAAAAUUGUAUUUGAUUACAGGGAAAGCAGUCAAUGGAACAUCUGAUUUCUGUAAUUCCUAUGAAACACAGUAAUAUACACUGGUGUUAUUUUUGUAUAAACAUAAUAUCAUCUAUGUGGCAUGCAUUACUUAUUAACAAAUUGGUGGUUUGAAGCAAUAUGUACAAUCUGGUGCGAUUGAUAUUUUUAGUGUCCUGUGUAGCUUAAGCCACGCUGUACUUUGGGGGGAAAAAACUGUUUUGGAAAAAAAAUCUUAAUUGUUCAAUAUAUGUGUUCAAUGUUCUGCAUGAUUACAUAUGGAAUGAGGCAUCCCCAGAUGUUUACUUGUUUCCAAAAUGAAUGUGAAACAGACACCCUUUCAUCAAUAGACUCUGCAAAGGAAACGCACACUGACUCGAUGCUGUUUUCGAGAAGAAUGCUCUGCGUGUACUGCGGAGAUAAAAGGGUCUCGUUUCUUGUCUAGACAUCAUGAGAGAGCACUACUCCAUUACAUUUCCUAAUUACUGGGGUGUGGGAACUGGGGAAUGACUGCCAGAGUAUGCGUUUGAACAAUCUGGUCUUUUUACCAGUUACACUUGGCUUUGGCUUCAUUUCGUUACUUUUAUAGCCAUAAGCCGUGGCUGUCGAUUGAACUGCUUAAUUACGGAGUGUUACAAGC
Molecule: messenger RNA, 8129 nt
Organism: Carassius auratus (goldfish)
Lineage: Eukaryota; Metazoa; Chordata; Actinopteri; Cypriniformes; Cyprinidae
Product: plasma membrane calcium-transporting ATPase 2-like
Exons: 22
Coding region: 911-4579 (1222 amino acids)
Biological process (GO): calcium ion transmembrane transport; regulation of cytosolic calcium ion concentration
Cellular component (GO): intracellular membrane-bounded organelle; plasma membrane
Molecular function (GO): ATP binding; PDZ domain binding; P-type calcium transporter activity
Source: RefSeq, a predicted model, not a curated record